CCCCUGCACAUACAUGAAUCUCCACAACUACAUUCCUUGUAAAUCACAACUAACUCUCCUCUUCUUCACUACAACUUGUCCCCAUGGCUUCUGAUUUUGGUUUGAAGGCCCUCGCCAUCCUGGCUCUUGCACUUCUCCUUUGUGUCCAGGGCACUCUAGGAGAAAUAACAUGUGAGAAUCUAGACCAAGACACAUGCGCUUACGCGAUAUCGUCUACGGGCAAGAGGUGCGUGCUGGAGAAGCAAGUGAAGAGGAGCGGAGAGGAGGCAUACACAUGCCGCACAUCAGAAAUCGAGGCUGACAGGUUAAGGAAUUGGAUUGAGACUGACCAGUGCCUUAAAGCAUGUGGUCUUGACCGAAAAGUACUCGGAAUCUCAUCGGACUCUCUGCUCGAAUCUCGCUUCACACAAAAGCUAUGCUCCCCACAGUGCUAUGACAGCUGCCCUAACGUUGUUGAUCUCUACUUCAACCUUGCUGCUGGAGAAGGUGUGUUCCUUCCAAAAUUAUGCGAGGCACAACAAGGAGGAAAUGUGCGUAGAGGAAUGGUCGAAAUCCAAAGCUCCGGUCACGUUGCGCCGGGACCAAUCCACCAUGGAAAGUUCACGACUGCUCCAGGACCUAUUUACACUGAGAAGUACACGGUUGCUCCGGCGCUGGCGCCUUAUUAGUAAUUCUUGCUGGGGAAGGCAAAAAGAAAGAAACAUGUGCGUGUGCGUGUGCGUGUGUGUGUGAGUAGGACUAUCUAUAGAAUUUGUAAGCAUAUAUAAUAAGGAAGUGGCACCGAUUUAUGGGCCGGGCUUGAGUGCUUUAUGCAUGAAGGCCAUGGGCUUGGACGUGUGUCUCUGGUCCAAUUAAUAAUGUGUUGCUCCAGUGUGAUUACUGAUUAGGAAGAUUUUGCAUCUUUUUUUAUUUUUAUCUUACCAAAUGUUGUGGCUGUGGCCUAUAUAAAUAUAUAUACUCCUGUCAUUUGCGUGUAGUAUGAUACCAGAAAUAAAACAAAAAUAGCUUUAUUUAGAUGA
Messenger RNA from Tripterygium wilfordii, 1019 nucleotides. RefSeq lists its product as uncharacterized. NCBI's taxonomy places the organism in Eukaryota, Viridiplantae, Streptophyta, Magnoliopsida, Celastrales, Celastraceae. The record is from RefSeq and is a predicted model, not a curated record. The transcript is spliced from 4 exons. Bases 84 to 668 code for a protein of 194 amino acids.